AUGCUGAAUGAUACUAGCGAGAUUAACCAACAGAGUAUGCCAGUUAGAAACUUUCUGCGUCGUCAACAGGACGUAAAUAAUUUAGCUUAUAAGAGAAAUAGUACAGAGAAACCAGUUAAUUUGGGACCAGAACGUCCAAUAAGUGAAUACGAUAACAUAACUCACGCGAGUGUAACGCAAUAUCCGUUCGCGGACUUAAAAUUCCGUUUUGAUUAUUCACCUUCAACAUCAACCAUUAUGAAUAACUUAGAGAAUUCAAGCGAUGUGCGGAGCAAUAACAAUAAAGAAACUACUACACUGCCCGUUAACCAUCAUCAAUAUGAGAAUGUACUCGACACAUUACAACUUCGAAAUCAACAACGAGAAAGUGAUCAACAGGUGAAAAUGAAUCAAAAUGAUGCACACUCAUCGUUGUCACCGCAACGCUCUGUGAUGAGCGACGCUAAAUCUUCUUUCUUUGGUUUGAAUAAAGCACAAGAAAAAUCAUCAACACAGGAAGAAUUCGAAAAGCUCAUAGACGACAUGAGCAAUGCCAGAAUAUUAUUAGAAAACCCAAAUCCUCAUUACGUCAAUGUUCCAAGCAAUGAGACGACUGAGAGAAAAGAAAAAGAUAUGCAGACGUCUAAAGAACAAUCAAUGAGUGCGACUUCGUCGGCUUCUGGAUCUUCAUCAACUACAGCCACACCAUCAUCAUCACCUUUAAGGCAAGACAGAAAAGGAAAUUGUCGAAAGAAUAGCGAAAGUAGUAGUAGAAGUAAAAGUCCAAAAUUUAUGCUACCUGAAACAACAACAUUACCCUCAACACCAUCACAGGCUGUCUACAUGUCGACGACAGUUCCACAAAACAUUAAAGGUCAAAAUAUUAUGGGACGACACAAACCAACGAGAACUUCUUUGCGUCAUUCACGAAUGAUCGUUACAAGCAAACAUUUUCAUGGUCCACGAUACACAAACUUACUCAACAUUCACUUCGUAUGGUUAGCAAAAUUUUUCCUUUUUCUUAAGAUUGUCAUAGGAAUUAGUCUCUUAACACUUGGUGGAUGGAUUUGUCUUUUUGCAAAUUCAACUCCAAUCCAACAAAAUCCAUUCUGGAGUGGAUUAAUCAUUAUCAUCUCAGGGCUUCUCGGCUUGUACCUUCUAAGUUUAAAAAGAACGCGAUCAAAACUUAAGGCAAACUUUUUUUGGUUUCUCAAGAUGAACGCUAGUGUGAUAAUUGUUAUGUCAGUAUUUCUAACAACCCUCGCUUUAAUCUAUGCCUCAUUCCACUUCGUCAGCCUAAAAUCGGACAGAAAAAAAUGCUUUCCUGAGAAUGUUUUCAUUAACAGUUCAUCGUGCAUUUGCGUGUUUAAUGUGAACUCGGAUUUUAACAUAUCAAGGGAGUUUUCCGUCGAAAAUCACACAGACUCGUCUGGGAUUAUAGAUUUACCAAACGAUGGAAACAUUGUUCAUUUUAGAGAUUUAAGUUGCAAUGAGUUGGAGACUUGGACACACAUUCUUCUAACUUCAAUGAUCUUAAACUUCUUAGGAUUAUUCUUUUCGGUAUGUUACAUGACACAAUUUAUUUUCGGUUGUAAAAGAAGAAAAAGAUUUUACACAACUGUUAGAACUGCAGUAUGAUGAAAAACUUUAUUUGUAUUUUAUGUUUAUAAAAUAAAUUUGGACCAAGUUUUUAGAAAUUUAUCAUC
Molecule: messenger RNA, 1685 nt
Organism: Clunio marinus
Lineage: Eukaryota; Metazoa; Arthropoda; Insecta; Diptera; Chironomidae
Source: the annotation of a GenBank genome assembly